CACAUUACCGGCUUGUUGAAUGGACUCAUAAUGAACUCAAGGAUUACCUGUUUGUUUUAAUUAAUUUUAACGCAAAAACAACAACUCAAAAUGAAUGUGUUACCCUUCUACUUUUGCAGAUAUGUCUUCACUGCUGCUAUUAUAAUGGGACACUGCGAGCUACAAGCCGCUUCAACCACCUCAUCCCAGGCUGGUGAGAGCCCGUCUGAUUUCAUCGGGUUCGCCUCAGCCCCUGACAAAGUGACAUACGGCUCAGUGGUCCGUGUGCGGUAUUGCUGCUCCGGGCCAUGUCAGCUCGCUGUGGAGGUGGUGGUGUCCACAUUAAGGGAGACGGAUUUCACUGUCUUCAGGAGGAAAUGGAUUGGCAGCACAUCCGGAGUCUACAGGAUCCACCAGGUGCCGCUCGGAUUGCCUCCAUCCAUUUUAUAUCAGCACGACUUCUUCAACAGGCGAGUUUUGAGAACCCUGAAUGUGACAGUUCGCGCUUGGUUAGACCAUCUCGACGAUGGCGGGGAACCCGGGACAUACCGGGACUCCACGGUGAGGGUUUAUAAAGAGCUGCAGGUGGAGCCGCUCUCAGAGCGUCCAGCUAAACCCCCCACUGAGUGCCCAUCAUGGUCCGCUCAACUGGUGUGGCAGACAACCAGGAACAGAGUUCGUCAAUGUCCACAUGAGUCAGACGUGAUCGAUGUGCUGACGUUUCCCCUGGCGAGUCCUGGCGAGCACUUUGGAGUAGUCCGCAGGUUCCAGCCUUUUAUCGACAGAGCCCUGGAGAGCGCCCGUCUCCGUGCUGUGACACAGCCCAGCGUCACCUUAUCCGUGUGGGUCUACCUGCUGAAAUGGUGUCAGGGGAAGCUCUGCGGGAUCGUCCAUCACGUCGGCAGGAAGCGUGCGUACGACUCCGUUCUGCUGCAGCUCACAGACACAGGGGACGUCAUAAUUCAGACAUGUGUGACAACGGGAGAAGAUAAAGCUUUCAGAGCCAACGUGGCGUUGCCCCGGUGGAAAUGGAUUAGAUUGGAUUGCUACAUACAGGACUCAAAGGUGCUGCUGGAUGCAACAUGGGACGAUAAAACCCGCAGAUAUCAAUACCAAUUUCAGCACAGUGUCCAUUAUGACGACACUGAUGGAUACUUUGUGAUCGGAGGAAGCGACUACAUGCCGGGCAUCCAUGGGUAUUUUGGGCCGAUUAAAUACUACCGCUUCGGAACUGAAAAGGUGGAAAACCACCUCGAGUCAACGUCGCAGGAGCUGGAUCGGACGCAUCAGGAGUGUCAGGAAGUGAAAGCGCUGACACAAGCUUUUCUCAAGGAAGUAACUGAGAGUCAUGACACAACAGUCGCCACAGGUGCGUGUACUCCUUACUUCACAAGACUUCGAGGUCCGUCCAGAGAGAAAGUGUGCACGCAAACAUGGACGUGGGAAGAACAACUUAAACACAGCACACUUUUUCAUUUAUUGCAAACAAAAAAGGAGAACAUCAGAACAGGAUCUUUGAGCAUGAAGGAGCUCAGGAGUGUUUUGUUUGAUCAGGCAGUUGGUACAAUGUUCACUGUGGAUCAGGAACAAAAUAAAGUCAAGUUCGGAUCAACGGCUCUACUCCAAAUAUCCUCCUGCAUUAGAAAUCACAAAGCGUCUCUCUUGUUGGCCGCUGUUUUCUUCUCCGGCCUCGGCCACCCAGUCGAUCAACAACAGGGUCAUGUCUACAGUUUGAUUGGCGCAUUGGGCGAUAACCGUUUCGCCCUGAUGCAUGCUGGGUACAAGCACCAACAAGGAAUUGAUGGGUUUCCAAGAGACUUGGACGUUGCUUACAGCUACUAUUCCAACGUCGGGGUACAGAGCAUCGUUGAUCGUUCCAGGAUCCAUGAAAAUAUGCAACACCCGCUGGAACUCAUCUAUCUGAGCAACAAAGAGGAUUUAAACAGCUUCACGGAGGAGACCAGCGACGUCGUCCACUACCUCAAAUACCGAGCGGAGAACGGAGACAUAGAAUCUCAGAAACACCUGGGAACGAUGCUGUUCUGGGGACGACACGGAGUCCCAAAGGACGUGGCGACCGCCGUGAAGUGGUACGAACGCCGCGCUCUGCAGCUGAAGGAUCCCACAGCGAUGUACGACUACUCCGUCCUGCUGAUGAAGGGUCAGGGAGUGAAAAAAAACGUCACCAGAGGUUUGAAGCUGCUGGAGAAAGCUGCAGCGAUGGGCUCCGUUAACGCGCUGAACGGUCUGGGUUGGUACUACAGGAUGAUACUGAACGACCACGAGAAGGCGGUGAAGUACUUCCGGCAAGCGGCGCUGAAUGGGAGCGCCGACGCCAUGUUCAACCUGGGGCUCUAUCACCUCAGCCACCAGAACCCGAACGAGACGGCCGCGGUCCUGCAGUUCCUGAACGCGUCCCGGCUCGGUCACGAUGCCGCGUCGGUGGAGGCGGCGUCGUACCUCUCCACGGGGGUCCUGGAGGGCGUGUCUCAGGACGUGGCGAGGGCUGUGACAAUAGUUAAAAAGGUCUGCGACCAGAACGGACACCUUGGGCUGGUGGUCAGAGACGCCCUGCAGGGCUACAUCCGGGGCUCCCGGCAGGGAGCGUUUGUGAAGUACGUGCUGGCGGCUGAAGCUGGUCUGGCUUUGGCUCAGAGCAACGCUGCACACCUGUGUGAGGAGCUGCACCUCCAUCACGACUGUCAGUGGAGGUAUCACAACUUCUCCAUAUUAAACUACGAUCCCCAUCCUGCAGCUCUGCUGAAGAUGGGAGACCACCACUACUCCUCCUCCAGCCGGAGAGGAGACUCAUUAUGGUCGCCGGCCGAGGCCGUGUCGAUGUACGUCCGAGCAGCUGCAGCAGGAAGCCCCCAGGGAAUGUUCAACUUGGUGCUUUUGGCAGAACAAGGCCACGAUGUUCUAGCGAGCAUCCACAGCAUGUUUAAUGAGUCGCAGCGUGGCGAGCAGGACGUCCUGCUGAUGCUCUUAAAAAGAUGUGUGCAGGCGGAGGAAGAGGAGGCCGUGAUGCCCUGUUCUUUAGCUCUGCUCCGAGUCCAGAUGGGGAGAGCCUUGAGGAGGACGAGUCAGAGCGGAGCACAGCUCCUCUUGACAUAUGCAUCUCUUCUUUCUGUCAUUGUCACUGUUGUCAUCGUGCCGCUGCAGAGUUGUCUCGAACAAAGGGUUGCCAGUCGGCGAGUGUUUGCACCGAGGGCCUCGUCCGUCAGCCAAGGUGGUGUCGGCUCGGUAACAGAGCAAGAUGGCGUCGUGGGAGGAGCCCACGGAGCGGCGGGGAAUCCGAACGGCGAGCGGCAGCUCCUGCAGACCUGCGAUUGGGCCGUGAGCCUGUCGGGCGUGUGCCUGUGUGCUUUCUGCACCGCCAUCCUCUCUCAUCUCUUAUGACACACAACAGCCAGCGCAGUGAUCCGACGGACACAUUUAGGGGGAUGAGUCGCAGCAGACACGUGACUCAUUGGAGGCUAUGAGGAGGGGAAGCAGUGAAGUGCUGCUUUAUCUGAGCGGUGAUAAUGUUUCCUCGGUAACCGUUUUGUUCCAUCGUUCUGUUUGAGGAAAAUAAAAUACUUAUCGUUCAUUUAAUUAAUGCUGCGAACGACCUAAAGUCUAUGUUGUCUCCGGGACGCGGCGCCGAGGAAGCAGCCUGAAGCUUCUGUUACGCAACACGUCAAACACAGUAGAAGCACAAAACAUACAUUUUAUUUGACAAAUUGUUACUAAUAUUAUUAUAUGAUAUGAUAUUAUAAUAUAUUAUUAUAAAAUGUUUUCUUCUGCUUUCCAGUUAUUUUUCAAAUUGGGAAACUUUCACACUUUUGAACACGAGAGCAACGAGACGGGAGACUUGAGAGAAAAAUGGAAUAUAAAAAUCAAUGAAUCAACAUAACAAGGUCAUUUAUUCGACACCUCCAUAAAUAUUUGACCCACUUGGUCCUGAACUUAAUAAACACAUUUAUCUGAAGUAUUCUUCGUUUGUCUUGUGAGACGUGGAAUCAGACUCUAUCCCAGCCUCAGGGAUGGACGUGUUCUAGCUCAGCUCUUCAGCCCUGUUCCUGUUCCUGUUCCUGAGCCUAUCGGCCCCAUCGUGAUGAUAAGUGUCU
This is a messenger RNA of Anarrhichthys ocellatus (wolf-eel), 4088 nucleotides long. Its product is annotated as protein sel-1 homolog 3. The transcript has 24 exons. Lineage: Eukaryota; Metazoa; Chordata; Actinopteri; Perciformes; Anarhichadidae. The record is from RefSeq and is a predicted model, not a curated record. Bases 91 to 3378 code for a protein of 1095 amino acids. Gene Ontology annotation, molecular function: protein binding.